AUGGCACCGCAAAUCACGGUAUCUCCUGAGCAGUCCCAGCCCUUGUGGGGAGCGGGGCAGGACCGGGCGGCCCCGCUGCAGGUGCCUCCGCCGCGUCUCCCCCGUUCCCCGCGGGGAGAGGGCACGGGCGCGCACCGCGGUGUCCUGGGGCCGGCGGAGGGCGUGAAGUGGCCGAUGGCUCCCCGGUCCUGGGGAAGAGGGGUCGGGAGCAGACUCGACCUUGUCUGUCUUUCCUUCACCCCAGUGAGCAGCUCGCGGCGGGCAAGCGGGCAGCGGCCGUGCUCCGGCUCGCCAAACGGCCCCGACGCCUGGCAGGCGAGAGAUGCGCCGGGGCCCGGCUGGUUACCAUAUGUUUUCAAUAAAAUAAGACAAAUAGGACCAGGAGAUAGGGAUUGCAGUAAAGCUGUUGUAAAGCAGCGUAACCUAGGCCAAUGUAAACGGCAGAAGGGCCCCUCCUGGAAGGACCGUUGGGUGCCAGCCCCGUGCCGGGGCGGCCCGGCCAGGUGUGAGCGGGAGCCCGCAGAGGUGCCCCCGCAGAUUUUUAUCACGUUGGUGCCGCCCCUCGAGAAAGGGCUCCCGAGCCGCCGCGGUGGCCGCCCCCCCGGGCCCCGCUCCCCCGCCCUUCCAGCCCCGCCGCCACGGGGCUGCCCGCCCGGCGCGCCGCGCUCCUGGAGAGGCAGAGCGCACUGCCCUGCACCUCUCCGCACCGCCCCGUAUCACUGCCGCCCCGAGGGGCCGGUGACCAGGCCGGCCUGCCUGAGCUGCCCUCCGUACCGUCGCGGACCCGCAGGGCCAGUCCGGCCGUUCGUGGCGCCGGGAUGCCCGGCCGGGAGUCGCCGCGCCGUUUUGGUGAAGGAGCAGGGGGGCUCCCGCCUCGCCGGGGCUGCAUCCCCCUGGCCACCCUGCUCGCACCCCAGGAGGUGCCAGGCCGUGCAGAGGAGGGUCGGGUCCUGCCGUCGCCGGCCUCCUCUCAUCCACCGGGGAACGGUGCCCCGGGCCCGGGCCGGUCCCCACCGCCUGUCGCAGCCGGUGCGCAAAAGUCCUCGGCACGUUUUGCGCACCAAGCCCCGGCGGCGGAGCAGCCCUCCCCGGGCCAGGCGCCGGGCUGGCGGGGCAGGAGCGGCCGGGGUCCACGGGGAGACCCUUCCCCUGCGGGACCCAGCCCUCGUUUCCCCGGGGGAAGCAAAGACACAGCGCAGAGUGGGGCAGUAG
Indicator indicator is the source of this 1212-nucleotide messenger RNA. Its product is annotated as translation initiation factor IF-2-like. The record is from RefSeq and is a predicted model, not a curated record. NCBI's taxonomy places the organism in Eukaryota, Metazoa, Chordata, Aves, Piciformes, Indicatoridae. The transcript is spliced from 2 exons. The coding region runs from base 1 to 1212 and encodes 403 amino acids.